Chara braunii is the source of this 2059-nucleotide messenger RNA. The record is from the annotation of a GenBank genome assembly. Lineage: Eukaryota; Viridiplantae; Streptophyta; Charophyceae; Charales; Characeae.
GGCCGGACUUGCCUGAGGUCCCGCCACUUGCAUGAAUUUCCCGCCGUUUACAUGACUUUCCCGCCAUGACGAGCAUGGUGAACGGCGCCGGUGAAGAAGGGCGGGAAGGCCCACCAGCGCAGGGGUUGGCGACACGUGGACUCCCCGCAGGGCAAUCAUCUCAAGAGAAUCACCUCUCAACGACCGACCCGCCGCCACGCAAGCGCCCAGUUAUCCGUAUUCCCUCUCACACCGAAGUGCUGAAUGCUCAUUACCAGCCAAGCGUUCCGCCGGUUCUCUUCCGCCCCUCCUCCUCUCCUUCCGCUUGCGCGCCGGCCGCGCAAACAGCUGCAGGAGCGCUGCAACCUACAGUAGGGACAAACAGAGCACCCGCUGCGCUAUCUGGACAGCCGGGCUUUGGGAAUGCCGAUCCCGACCGAGAUCGUGGUUCUGGAUCUGCUCCUGGUCCAGAGCUGCGAGGAAGCUGGCCCUCGACGGCCACGACAGCCGCCAUAGCCAACUCCUCCUCCUCCUCCUCCUCCUCCUCUUUAUCUAAUUCCUUUGCAGAAGCCUUUUCCUUCCUCAAAUCCAGCGAAUUCUACUCCCAACCCCCUCUUCCUCCAUCAGCACCGUCUGCCGCCCAUCGUGCGACUGGGGAGCUGCCACGUGUCUCGCCUGCAAGUACACAGGCUUCCAUUCCCCGUCCGCCGGUUGUCUCAAGGAAUGUGCUCAUCGUCAACAAUCGGCAGAAAGGAAAUCCAGUCCUCAAGUACAUCCGGAAUAUACGCUGGGUGUUUGGAGACAUUGUUCCAGACUACCAGUUGGGAGAGUCAUCAUGUGCUCUCUUUAUCAGCUUGCGCUACCACCUGCUGCAUCCGGAGUACCUUUAUUAUCGAAUUCGCGAGCUCCAGAAAGGUUUUCGCCUCCGUGUUGUUCUCUGCUACGUGGAUGUUGACGACGUGAUCAAGCCGCUACAUGAAGUCACAAGGACAGCUCUUCUUCAUGACUGCACACUGCUGUGUGCGUGGAGUAAAGAGGAAUGUGCCCGAUACUUGGAGACCAUAAAGGCAUUUGAGCACAAGUCAGCGGACAGCAUACAGGAGCGGACCGACCAUGAUUACGUCUCAAGGCUCACAAGUGCUCUUACUCAAAUACGGCACGUGAACAAAACAGAUGUGGCAACACUCGGAGCCAAUUUUGGGACACUUUCAGCUAUCAUGGGGGCGUCCAAGGACGAGCUGGCGAAAUGUCCCGGCAUCGGAGAGCGUAAGGUGAAGCGUCUUUACGAUGCAUUCCACGAACCAUUCAAGAGAGCGCCAACGGCUGUUCGGCAAUCUCAAGCACCGCCAGAAACCGUCCCUCCGGCGGUUCCGGUGGCGACUGGUACUGCGAAGGGCUCUUUGGGUCCGGAGUCUACGUCGACCAGGGCUUAAUAAGAGGGCAGCUCCUGUCGAGCCGGGACAUAUUCAAGAAUCGGAGCUGACGUCAGCAAAGCCUGCAAGAAGUUGUGCAACGGAUAUGGAACACUCAGCGCCUGCCCCGUUGCGAGGUGAUGACGGCCAUGGCGACAGCAGCGGGGUCGUCGGUUUUGAAGCGGGUGCGCAACGGAAGACAUGUGAAGAACUGGCGAAGGGACCGUUCCCCGCGCAAGAAGAGCUGUCCCUAGGAACAAAGGGAGACCAGCAGAAAGCCACAGAGCCAGUGCUGGUCUAGAAACUGUUCCUAGGAACAAAGGGAGACCAGAUGAAACAGAGGAGAUGCUAGUACCGGUACCGAUGCUGGUACUGGUGCUGGAACUGGAACUGGAACUGGAACUGGAACUGGAACUGGUACUAGAACAGGUGCUAGUCUACUAGAACUGGAACUGGAACUGGUACUAGAACGGGAUUAUACUGUCAUCUGGAAUUUUAUAUUGGCAGUUCAGCUAGGGGUCCGAACUUUUGACUCCAAUUUCAUUAAUAUAUUUUUGACAAUUCUGUUGUCUCUCGAUGAUUAAUAUUCUUGCUGCAAUUUCUGACUCUUUUGCUCUGUCUUUUUUUUUUUCUUUUUUUCUUUUUUUUUUCGGGAAGCUGUGACAUCU